Colossoma macropomum (tambaqui) is the source of this 2084-nucleotide messenger RNA. It is a transcript of the gene ccr12a, whose product is annotated as chemokine (C-C motif) receptor 12a. Gene Ontology annotation, biological process: immune response; G protein-coupled receptor signaling pathway; chemotaxis. The record is from RefSeq and is a predicted model, not a curated record. Lineage: Eukaryota; Metazoa; Chordata; Actinopteri; Characiformes; Serrasalmidae. The transcript has a single exon. Gene Ontology annotation, cellular component: membrane. The coding region runs from base 270 to 1319 and encodes 349 amino acids. Gene Ontology annotation, molecular function: chemokine receptor activity.
GCCUGCAGUUCCUCUUUUGGGUGGUGUGACGGCUGUGCUACUUGUCGAAGCGUCAAGUCUCUGUGUUAGUCUGAUGAAAGCCACUGAGAGUUUCACAGCUUGGCACAGCAGUUCUCUCCAAGCUCGCUGAGAAUCACUUUUGUGUGCGCAGUGUAGACUUCAGACCCUUAGGGUCUGCUGAAACUAAGCCACUGCGUUUUUCUCUGUGCUUUAACAGGGACAUUUUCCUUUUUCUCUUCAUUAUUGCUGGACUUUUCCAACUCACAGCCAUGGACCCCUAUGAGGACUUCUUCAGCAAUGACACCGAAUAUGGAAUCACUGAAGAAUACAUCACGGACGAGGAAGUGCCUCUGUGCAUGAAGACCGACGUGAACCACUUUGGUGCCCAUUUCAUUCCAGCUUUCUACUAUAUGAACUUCUUGCUAAGCCUCUUGGGCAACAGCCUGGUGCUGUGCAUCAUCUACAAGUUUGAAAAGUUGGGCACAGUCACCAACAUCUUCCUGCUCAACCUGGUCAUCUCGGACUUGCUCUUUGCCACCAGCUUGCCUUUUUGGGCCGUCUACCACAGCUCUGAUUGGAUAUUCGGCCGCUCGCUCUGCAAACUAGUGGGCAGCUUGUAUUCGGUAGGUUUCUACAGCUCCAUCUUGUUCCUCACCCUCAUGACCUUCGAUCGCUACUUGGCCGUGGUGCAUGCAAUCACAGCUGCCCAGAGCCGCCGGAGAGUGUACGCGUUCGCCUCGUCCGGAGUUGUCUGGUUCCUCAGCAUCCUGGCUAGCAUCAAAGACAUGGUCCUUUAUGAUGUGCGGGACAGCAAGACGGAAGGUCGUCUGUGCGAGGAGACCGGCUAUGCUCAAAAGACCAUGGUCAAAUGGCAGCUUGUGGGCUACUACCAGCAAUUCGGCUUGUUCUUCUUGCUGCCUCUCAUUAUGGUCUUCUAUUGCUACGGCCGGAUCACCGUCCGCAUCGUCUCCACGCGCAUGAGGGAGAAGUGUAGGGCCGUCAAGCUCAUCUUCGUCAUUAUCCUCACCUUCUUCAUAUGCUGGACGCCCUACAAUGUGGUCAUCCUCCUGUUGGCAGUCAAGCUUUCCUCCAGAGACAACUCGUGCUCGGACGGCCUGGACUACGCGCUGUACAUCACACGGAACAUUGCCUACCUGUACUGCUGCAUCAGCCCGGUGUUCUACACCUUCGUGGGGAAGAAAUUCCAAAGUCACUUCCGCAAACUUCUGGCCAAGCACAUACCGUGCCUGAAGAUAACCAUCCUGUCAUCUCAGAGCAGCAGGACCACAUCGUUCAAGAGCCCCAAUACAGACUACUAGUGACCAAUGAAACUCAAUAAUCUGGUUUGGGUUUUUUUUGGUUUGAUGCUGCACUGAUUCAGAAUAUGAACAAGUCUAUAGCGCGAUUGCUUUGUGUUGGGGGUGUCGGGUCCCCUGGGACAAAAAUGUUGUAACAGAUAUGAGGUUUUUGCAAUUUUAAAAGAACGCCUUUUCAUGUGUGUUCUUCUUUGAGUGGAAGCUGAGUCAGAAAAGAAAAAGGAAGUUGGGUAUUGAACCCACUCUUGAGUGUAUGCCUUGUUUCUGUGGUUGACGCUGGGUAUUUAACAUAGCAGUAAUUAGCAGCUUUAGAUUAUUCAGCAGAUCUCUGUAGAACAUACGUUAAAUAUACAGACUACUAGAAAAGAUAUAUGCAUUAGUUUUGUGUUUUUUCUAUUUUUUUCAUCAGGGGUGUCCAAUCUUAUCCACAAAGGUCUGGUGUGGCUGCAGGUUUUCACUCCAACAAAGCAGGAGAUCAUCUGAUCAGCAAUUUGAAGCCCGAAACCGACUGAGUAAACAGGGGGAAAUCAGGUGUGCUCCAGCUCAUUUUGAGGGAAAACCUGCAGCCACACCGGCCCUUUGUGAAUAAGAUUGGACACCCCUGUUUUACAUCUCACUAUUUUGUUGUUAAGUAAAAAAAAAAAACGGAAGCUGUCUGAUAUGUCUUUCAAGUUUGCAGUGAAAUACUGAUUUGGGGUCAGACUGGUCAGAGUGGAGAAGUCAGAGAAGAUGUCCUUUCUGGUAAAUAAAGUGCAUCAGCAUUAUUGA